Camellia sinensis is the source of this 3407-nucleotide messenger RNA. The record is from RefSeq and is a predicted model, not a curated record. NCBI's taxonomy places the organism in Eukaryota, Viridiplantae, Streptophyta, Magnoliopsida, Ericales, Theaceae.
CAGCAAUAGUAGGAGCCAAUUAUAAGUAGUAGGAGCCAUUAAAGAAACACUUCCAAAUCUGCAGCUUUUUAAACUCUUUAAAACACUCACUCAAACUCAAUGCCUACAAAGAAGAAAAAAGAUACAAAUGUUAGCAGAGAGAAUAAAGGGUUUUCUUCUGCAAGAAUCUUUCUUUCACUUUUGCUUUUCUUUGUUAUGCAUCAUCCAACAAUGGCUUCCGUUAUAGCUUCUUAAGACCCCAGAUAUAAUUUCCAAACAUCAAGUCUAGAAAGAGAGAGAAACAAAGAAAGAGAGAGAAGGGAGAUUGUGUCUGUUUGUGGAAUCAGUAAAAACUUCAGGAGAGCACAGAGUUUUGGCAGGGUCUCUCUGUUUCUUGAACCCGUGUCACUAAAUUGUAUUUGUCUGUGCAUUUGUAACUGUGACUCUUUUCAAAUGUCCUCUACUUCAACACGGUUUGAUUUAGGGGCUUGUUCCUUUUCUCUUUCUGAGGGCAUGAAUUUGUUGCUCUGAAGUACUCAUAUAACUGGAAGAAGAAGGAGAAGAUGGUAGAUCUUUAGACAUUGUUAAAAAAACUGAAGGCUAGCAACCAUUGGGGUUAGCUCGUUGGCAUGAACUCAUUUAAUGUACCCCUCCAAUGAACCAAAAAAGAAAAAAAAAACAAAGAACACAAAGCAAAAUGCUGAAGUCUGAGCUUAAUUGCAUCGUUGGAAGCUGAGGUCCAGUAGUCAAGAAUCUCCAUGCUUUCUGAAAGAUAACAGCCUACUUGUUUGACUGAUAAUACACAAUCAAAUCAAUCUUUCAAGUAAUUUAGUUCGUUAUGCAUCUUGCCAUUGUGCUAAUGGCGAAAGGUUUUAGCCAUUCAUCAUUUCUAGUUCUAGUCAUCAUAUCACUUUCAAUCAGUUACUCGGAGCAACUACAAUCAUCUCAAGUGCAGACCCUUUUGAGAAUUCAACACCUUCUGAAUUUUCCAUCUGUUCUAAGUAGUUGGAAUAACGAAACAGAUUUCUGCAACACCGAACCAAGUCCAUCGCUAACUGUUGUGUGCUAUGACGAAAGCAUAACACAGCUGCAUAUUAUUGGGAACAAGGGCGUUCCUCCAUUGCCUCGGAAUUUCUCCAUAGAUUCCUUUUUUACGACACUUGUUAGGAUUCCAAGCUUGAAAGUCCUCACAUUGGUUUCUCUCGGUCUAUGGGGGCCAUUGCCUGGUAAAAUUUCGAGGCUAUCAUCAUUGGAAAUACUCAACAUAAGUUCCAAUUUCUUAUACAGCAACAUUCCACAAGAAAUGUCAAUCUUGACUAACCUUCAAACGCUCAUACUCGAUGACAACAUGUUCAGUGGUCAACUUCCAGAUUGGCUGAGUUCACUUUCACUUUUGGCUGUUUUGAGUUUGAAGACCAAUUCAUUGAAUGGAUCUCUGCCAGAAUCAUUAGGAAGCUUGGAAACUCUGAGAGUUCUUGCACUUUCACAUAACAAUUUUUUCGGUGAAGUGCCUGAUCUUGGCAGUUUGACCAGCCUUCAAGUUCUCGACUUGGAAGAUAAUUCUCUCGGGCCUCAAUUUCCUCAUCUUGGUAACAAACUAGUUACCCUUAUACUAAGGAAGAACAAGUUCAGCUCUGGCAUCCCUGAUGAAGUGAGUACCUACUAUCAGCUUCAAAAGCUCGAUAUUUCUUUCAACAGAUUUGUUGGUCCAUUUCCACCAUCGUUGUUAUCACUACCAUCAAUUACUUAUCUGAGUAUCGCCGGAAACAGAUUCACUGGAAUGCUUUUUGACAAUCUGUCAUGCAAUUCUGAACUUGAAUUUGUGGAUUUGUCCUCGAAUCUCCUGAUUGGAAAGUUGCCCAAUUGUUUCGAGUCUAGUUCCAAGGACAGAGUUGUGCUCUAUGCUGGAAAUUGUUUGACUACAGGAGAUAAAACUCAACACGGAUUUUCAUUUUGUCGAAAUGAAGCUCUAGCUGUGGGAAUCUUACCUCAUCGCCGGAAGAGUGAACGAGCUUCCAAAGUAGUUCUUGGCUUGAGCAUCAGUGGAGGGAUUAUUGGAGGAAUCACACUAGUUGGUCUAGCUUUCGUAAUUGUUAGAAGGGUUCACUUGAAGAAGACAAAGGGAAAACCACAACCAAGAUUAAUAGCAGUGCAUGCAUCAACUGGGUACACCUCAAAGUUAUCGUCAGAAGCAAGGUAUGUAUCUCAAGCAAUGAAGAUAGGAGCACUUGGCGUUCCAAGUUAUAGAACAUUUUCAUUGGAAGAACUUGAGGCGGCAACAGAUAACUUUGAUACAUCAACUUUCUUGGCUGAAGGUUCACAUGGCCAGAUGUACAGAGGUCAACUGAAGGACGGUUCUGUUGUUGCUAUCAGAUGCCUGAAAAUGAAAAGAAGCCAUGGCACUCAAAACUAUAUGCAUCACAUAGAGUUUAUCUCAAAACUCAGACAUCGACAUUUGGUCAGCGCUCUUGGGCAUUGCUUUGAGUGUAACUUGGACGAUUCAAGUGUCAUCAGAUUAUUUCUCAUCUUUGAAUAUGUUCCAAACGGAACUCUGAGGAGUUGGAUAUCCGAGAGACGUGCCAGACGAACACUUACUUGGACACAACGCAUAGCAGCUGCUAUUGGGGUGGCAAAGGGCAUCGAAUUUCUACAUACUGGAAUUGUUCCUGGCGUGUUUUCAAAUAGUUUGAAAAUAACAGAUGUUUUAUUAGAUCAGAAUCUUGUUGCAAAAAUUAGCAGUUACAACCUACCAUUAUUAUCAGAGAAUAUGGAGAAGGUUGGUACUCAAAAUUCUUCGGGUAGAUCCAAAGAGCUUAAUACUGCGAGGGUAAAACACGAGGAAAAGUCUGAUGUUUAUGACUUCGGAGUAAUAUUGCUUGAAAUCAUUCUGGGAAGGCCGCUCAAUUCAAGGAUUGAAGUGGAUAUCGUGAGAGAUGAAUUACAGAGGAUCAUAGCAGCUGAUGAUGCAGCUCGAAGAGGCAUUGUUGAUCCAGCAAUCCAAAAUGCAUAUUCAGACGAAUCACUGAAGACGAUGAUGGAAAUCUGCAUCAGAUGUCUGCUCAAGGAUCCAGAAGUUAGGCCUUCUAUCGAGGACGUGCUGUGGAACCUGCAGUUUGCUGCACAAGUUCAAGAUGCGUGGCGAGGAGACUCCCAGAGCAGUGAAGGGUCUCCAGUCUCCUAUUUCCAAACCCCACGCCAACAGCUCACUAUUCAAUAGUAGCAAACAUUAAAAUUUCUCAAGUACUCAUUUUUGCUUUAUGAGAAACAAUUUCCUGGAUUGUUCAUGUAUAUGAUCACUGUUGUUUUUAUAUAUAUAUGCACAAGUGCAUGUCUCUGACAUCUUUUGAAAUCCUUGUUUUCUAUUUCAAGUCUAGGUGUAAGGAAGACUGGCAAAUGUUUAAAUGAAUUUUUUUGUUUUUUGGUGUGUG